Molecule: messenger RNA, 2311 nt
Organism: Momordica charantia (bitter melon)
Lineage: Eukaryota; Viridiplantae; Streptophyta; Magnoliopsida; Cucurbitales; Cucurbitaceae
Source: RefSeq, a predicted model, not a curated record
AAUGGAAGAACAAAUGAAAAACCCAACAAAUCUUCUGAAACCGUAAAAGAAAUUACGUUUUGGAUCUUUCAACCGUACACGUGCUCUACCUAACAAGUAACAAACGCCCCCUUUUCCUCUGCCCCUCCAAAACCAACUCCUCCAUUUUUGUUGCACUUCACUCUCGACCCUUCUCUGUAUUUUCCGCCUUCUGGGUCGCCGUUUCCGCCGCCAUUGCCGGCCGUCGCAACCCCUGAUGGCGUUUCACCAUCUGGGUAUCUCUCUUCUUCCUUCUCCAUGAUUCACCUGCGCUUGUUUUUGGAAUUUCUGUUCCCAUUCCCAUGUGGGUAGCUUCUUAAUUACACCCCAAUGCGCCGUUGCGGCGGUCGACGACGGGCCUGCUUCUGGCCCGCCUGAUUUUUCUGUGUUUUCCAGUCUUGCAUGGAGCUUGCGUUUCUUUAAUCUCUGAAGGUGGAGAGUUUUAGGUUCUGAAGAAAUGUCCGCUUCCUCCUCAUCGAACACGGCUCAGAGCGGGAAUGCGAGAAGCAACGAUGGCUUAUUGACAGUGAAUGAGAUUGAAGAAACUGAGUUUUCGAAGUUAUUGAAUAGGCCGAGGGCGCUGAACAUGGAGAGACAGAGGUCGUUUGAUGAAAGAUCGCUUGGGGAAUUGGCGAUUGGUUUCUCCCCGCGGCUAUCGUCGAAAAUUUCUUCGGAGAACUUCGCUCGAAUGAUGGAAAUUAGUGAUCAAACUCCAUCUCCUGGCAGAAAAUCGGAUUUCAAUACUCCGAGAUCACAGAAUGGAUUCGAGCAGCAUCCCAUGGUGGCUGAAGCUUGGGAUGCUUUGAGGCGUUCGUUGGUCCAUUUCCGUGGCCAACCAGUCGGCACUAUUGCUGCAUUGGACAGUACUGAAGAGAAUCUUAACUAUGAUCAAGUGUUUGUGAGAGACUUUGUUCCAAGUGCCUUUGCUUUUCUGAUGAAUGGGGAGCCUGAAAUAGUAAAGAACUUUAUCUUAAAGACACUUCGGCUUCAAUCAUGGGAGAAGAAGAUUGACAGAUUCCAGCUUGGAGAAGGGGUGAUGCCUGCUAGCUUCAAGGUGCUUCAUGAUCCAGUGAGGAACAGUGAAACUUUAAUAGCAGAUUUUGGAGAGAGUGCAAUAGGAAGAGUUGCUCCAGUUGACUCUGGAUUUUGGUGGAUUAUAUUGCUUAGAGCAUACACAAAGUCCACUGGUGACUCGUCCUUGGCUGAACUACCAGAAUGUCAGAAGGGAAUGCGCCUUAUUUUGAGUCUCUGUCUUUCGGAAGGAUUCGACACAUUCCCUACACUUCUCUGUGCCGAUGGAUGCUGCAUGAUUGAUAGACGAAUGGGUGUGUAUGGCUACCCAAUUGAAAUUCAAGCUCUUUUCUUUAUGGCUUUAAGGUGUGCUUUGCUUUUGCUUAAGCAAGACCAUGAAGGGAAGGACUUUGUAGAAAGAAUCACAAAACGGCUUCACGCCUUGAGCUAUCACAUGAGAAGUUACUUUUGGCUGGACCUAAAGCAACUGAAUGAUGUAUACCGAUAUAAAACUGAAGAAUAUUCUCAUACUGCUGUGAACAAGUUCAACGUUAUACCCGAUUCCCUUCCCGAAUGGGUUUUCGACUUUAUGCCAACUCGUGGUGGUUACUUUAUUGGAAAUGUCAGUCCUGCAAGAAUGGACUUCCGUUGGUUUUGCUUAGGCAACUGCAUUGCAAUUCUUUCCUCCUUGGCAACACCAGAACAGUCCACUGCUAUUAUGGAUCUUAUAGAAUCACGGUGGGAAGAACUAGUCGGAGAAAUGCCGUUGAAGGUUUGUUACCCUGCCAUUGAAAGCCACGAGUGGCGAAUCAUAACUGGAUGUGAUCCGAAAAAUACAAGAUGGAGUUACCACAAUGGUGGUUCUUGGCCAGUUCUUCUAUGGCUUCUAACAGCUGCAUGUAUCAAGACCGGUCGACCCCAAAUUGCGAGACGCGCACUGGAACUGGCUGAAAUGAGGCUGCUGAAAGACAACUGGCCGGAAUACUACGAUGGGAAGCUGGGGCGAUUUGUCGGAAAACAGGCACGGAAGCUGCAAACGUGGUCGAUUGCAGGUUACUUGGUGGCAAAGAUGAUGCUGGAAGACCCUUCUCAUUCAGGGAUGGUGUCCCUGGAGGAAGACAAGCAGAUGAAGCCUGUAAUGAAAAGGUCACAUUCAUGGACUUGUUAGUGCUUCUUUUUGAAGCUUGUGAUGAUUCUACUUUCUUCCUCUUCUACUUUGUUAAUUAGUGCUUAGUUGAACAUUAUCGCUAAUACAGAAAUCUAAGGACACGUUUGUUUGGCA